AUGUUAAUGGGAACACACAUGUUGGUAAAUUGUUGCACGCUGCAUGCAUCGCGCUGAAAACGUUUGUUGGGAUCGUCACAUUUCUUGAUCUUACAGUCUUAGAAGAUUGUCUGCAGGGUGUUGAUCUCUACUGAGUGUUUACGUACUUUAUUUUGUGUAUUCCUGCCAACUUAUCUGCGUAAUGGAAACCAAAACUAAGGAGUUCGUGUGGGUUGCCAAAUUGAGCAAAGAAAAUAAAACAGUAAGUUGGGGUGGAAGAAAAGAUGGUGCUCUAGAACAAAUAAUCUUGAAAUUGGCUGUUUUGGGUCCAGGAGCUAAAGAUGGAAGAAAUUUAGUUGAAGUAACAACAUUUGACAGUGAACAAAAUAAAAUAAAAGCUAUCGUUUGUGCAUUAACUGCUGGAAAAGAUGAGAAUCGUACACUGGGAGAUUUACCUUUAUUUCCUCCAGCUAAUUUUACUCUUGUUGAAGGUAGCGGGCCGGUUAAUAUUGUCGCCAGUCAUCUGAUUAUGUAUGAGGAUGAUCUGUCUGAUGAAGACGAUGAAGAUUUGUCCGACUUUGAAGAAUCAAUGGAAGAUUUGAGAGAAAAACUGAAAGCGAAGAUGGCAGGUGGAAAGGGAGAUGCAGCGAGCUCAAAAUCGAAAAAACAAUCGAAGAAAGCAGAUGAGUUGGAUGACGAUGAAGAGGAGGAUGAUGAUGAUGAAGAUGAAGAAGAAAAUGGCUUUAUCAAAAUGGAAUCAAAAUUGGCAGAUGAUGACGAUGAAGACGAGGAUGCAGAUGAUGAUGACUAUGAAGAUAUGGAUGAUGACGAUGAGUCUGACGAGGAGGAAAAAGAGCAAGUAAAAGUACCGACGAAAAAGAGAAAACUGACCAAUGGCAAAUCUGCCACUACAGAGAAUAAGUUGACAUCACCGGAAAGAACAAAAAAGAACAGUCAAGAGCAGAAAACUCCAGUCUCACAAAAAAACACAUCGGUCAAAACACCAAAAAGUGAGAAGAAAACUCCAGCAAAAAUAAAGUUUACUUCCGUUGAUGAAGUGAAGGCCGCAAUUAAAAAGUGUCCAGGUGGAAAACCAAGAAAACAAGAUAAGUUUUUGAACUGGCUCGGAAAUCAAUACAAAGUAACUGAUGAAUCAUGGAAAAAUGACCUGUGGGUGUGGCACAAAAAGGAAUUGGGAAUAUAGAUUUCGCCAUUCGUCGUCGAAAUCGAAAGCAUAUUGGGUGCUUGACAGCAUAACGCUAGCCAAACGAAUUUUUAUGAUUGCACUCGCAUGAGGCAUUUUUUACUUCUCGUAAAUCGAACAUUUUUCAGAUCAUUUUCUCAAUUUCCAUUCGGGAAAGUCAGUAAAACGUUUUCUGUAUUACAAUGUUAUUUCUGUGCCUGACACAUUGCUUUGUAAGUUAAAGUUCUUGCAGGGAAAAAUCAGGAUCCAACAAACUUUUACGAAAUCAUGUAAAGUCGACUUGUACAUUGUUGCAAUUGUGAGUAUUGUGUAGUACUGCGGUGACUGAAUAAAGCUUUUCUCAUUUCCUA
This is a messenger RNA of Styela clava, 1533 nucleotides long. NCBI's taxonomy places the organism in Eukaryota, Metazoa, Chordata, Ascidiacea, Stolidobranchia, Styelidae. The record is from RefSeq and is a predicted model, not a curated record.